UUGCAACAGAGGGGGAAACUGCCAUGGCCAGAGAGCCCCAAGAGACCUCCCUUGAUGUCUACGUGCAGGAUGUGCAAGCAUCUGAAAAGAAGGAACUCUGCAGAAGAUAUCAGCUCUGUGGGGUCCUCUUGUGCACCUUUGUGCUCUCUCUCAUCCUGACAGUUCUGGGGGUCUGCUAUUUUUGGAAGCAAUCCCCUCAAAAAAUCUAUAGCCUGGAGCACACCUUUUUCGGCAACGGGGAGAAGCAGAAGAUCUUCAUGAAGAUCGACUCUCUCGCCAGGACAGAGGUCUUCCACACUGGAGAGGGAAGCAAGGAGGUCCUGGAAAUACACGACUUUAAAAAUGGAAUAACUGGUAUCUUCUUUGUGGGGGAUCCAAAAUGCUUCAUCCGAAGCCAGAUCAAAGGGAUACCUGAAACACCGGCCAUGGAAGUCGAAGAGACAGAGGGUGAAGAAACUGCAGCCACCUAUUUUGAGCAAUCUGUGGUCUGGGUUCCAGCGGAGAAGCCUGUUGAAAAUAAAGACUUCCUGAAGAAUUCCAAGAUUUUUGACUUUUGCAAAAAUGUGACGAUGUACUGGAUACACCCAACCUUGCUAAGAGAGGCGGAAGUCCUUGAUUUUGAGGAUGAAAGAGAGCUGGAGGGUCCGAUUUCUACAAACCAACAGGAUCACCAGGAAGUCCACCACUUGGCCGAAGAAGCAAGCCCAGGCAGAAAACGUCAGGCUCGGCAACUUACCGAGGAAGAUCUCCCAGUGAAUGACUAUACAGAGAACGGACUGGAGUUCCACCCACUGUGGGAUGAGCGAGGCUACUGCUGUGCCCGUUGCCGCCGCGCUCAUCGUUACUGCCAGCGAGUGUGUGAGCCUCUCCUAGGAUAUUACCCCUACCCUUACUGCUACCAAGGUGGAAGAGUUAUCUGCCGGGUCAUCAUGCCAUGCAACUGGUGGGUAGCACGGAUGCUGGGACGUGUGUAGGUGCCCCCCUGGCCCCUGAAGGCAACUCAACACACUGCAGUACUUAAGACCUUCCCUAUGGGGACUCCCCCGCCCCCCCUUUGGGCACUCGUGUGCUGCUGGUAGCCUAGUCGCCUUGACCAAAAUCCGGUGGAAGCCUCUGCAAGAGCCAGGCAAAAGUGAAAUGGCAGCAAGACCCUUCUCAUUCAUUGCCCAGCAAGCCAUUAGCAAGGGCCUCAAUUCUGCACAUCCAUCCUCAAGCAGCAGCUGGGACAAUUAGCUGUCAGGCCAGCUGGGGUGAGGGUGGAAAGACUUCCCAAAGAUAGUACGCAAAUCCCUUUAUUUUAGCACUUCAGAACAUUCGUUGUGCCCAAUAUGCUUUGAAUACAUCACUUUUCCCUACGGUGGCAGCAGAAUGCAUGUUUUGCAUACAGAACAGCCUGCGUUCAAUGCCUGCCAUCUCGUGUGGCUCACUUUAUUUUUCUAAAGGAUUAGAUCGCAGCUGAUAAGGGAAAGCUCUACCUGAGAAUCGUGAAAUCUUUUGCCAGUCAAAUAGGCAGCAUCAGGCUAGACAGACAAAUAAUUUAAACCUGCCUUACGGGAAAGCUCUAUCUUCAGAAGAAACAAGUUGUUUGGUCUCUCCUGCAAGGAAACCACCUCUCCUCCACCAAGGCUGGGAAGCAUGUGUGUCCUGCAGUUGU
This is a messenger RNA of Pogona vitticeps (central bearded dragon), 1654 nucleotides long. It is a transcript of the gene TNMD, whose product is annotated as tenomodulin. Lineage: Eukaryota; Metazoa; Chordata; Lepidosauria; Squamata; Agamidae. Gene Ontology annotation, biological process: negative regulation of endothelial cell proliferation; negative regulation of angiogenesis. The record is from RefSeq and is a predicted model, not a curated record.